Messenger RNA from Dracunculus medinensis (Guinea worm), 924 nucleotides. Lineage: Eukaryota; Metazoa; Nematoda; Chromadorea; Rhabditida; Dracunculidae. The record is from the annotation of a GenBank genome assembly.
AUGGCACUCCAACUUGUUCAGUUGAACCCAGGUGAAAUAAUUGACCGAUGGCGAAUUGAAAGGAAACUUGGCGAAGGAGGUUUUGGAACAGUCUACGUGGUUGUGGAUAACAAAGGUGCUAGGUAUGCACUCAAGGUAGAAGGAAUAAACGAAAGAAUACAGGUUUUACUUAAAAUGGAAGUCGCAGUUCUAAUGGAAUUAAAUAAAAUAAAUAAUCGACAUUUCUGCAAGAUUGAAGAUAAAGGUCGUUUUGGAACCUUCAACUAUGUCGUUAUGACUUUGGUUGGCAGAAGUCUUCAAGAUUUAAGAAAAGAGCAACCUAUGCAGCACUUAUCCAUGGGAACUGCUCUUGGUAUUGGAAUUCAGGCGUUAGAAGCAUUGGAAGAUCUUCAUUCAGUUGGAUAUUUGCAUAGAGAUGUCAAACCUGGUAAUUACGCAAUAGGUCGACCGGAAAUAAAGGAGCAUCGCAAGAUUUACGUACUAGACUUCGGAAUGUCCAGAAAAUUCACAAGCAAGCAGAAUAUUAUUCGCAAGCCUCGUGCUGCUGCUGGAUUUCGUGGUACCGUACGUUAUGCACCAAUUUCAUGUCAUCUGCAGCGUGAAUUCUCUCGAAAAGACGAUGUAGAAUCAUGGGUUUAUAUGCAAAUUGAACUUACCACUGGUAAUCUACCAUGGAAAAAUAUCCCCGAUAUAAAUGAGGUUGGAGAAUAUAAGAAACGAUGCCGUACAGAGCCAGGACUAACGCAACUAAUGGCUGGUUGUGCGCCUGAAUUGAGACAAAUUCUACAAAUAGUUGAUUCUCUCAAGUAUUACGAUACGCCGCCAUAUAAUCAUAUUUAUUCACUAAUGAGACAAUCGUUUUUGUCCACAAAUACUCAAGAAUUCCCUUAUGAUUGGGAAAAACAAGUUCCAAGAUUCCACUGA